AAAAAAGCUAAUAAGAUAACAAGGUCUUGGGUUCUCCACCACAAAGCUUGGAGAACCUCUUUUGGACUCGCAACUCUUACCACCAUUUCACACGCAGAGAGGACAAUGGCGUCUCUGCAAAACUCACCUACAAAGACUUUGUUCCUCGACUCUUUACCUCAGUUACAGAAGCAUAGUACGUUGCCUUGUUUCCGAAGAGGUGGCAUUUCAUUUCUGGUCAAGGACGCGCAAGCAGCAACGUCCUCAACAGGGUCUCUUUCUCAAGAAAGACCUGGAAGACGCCAAAUGCUAGCUGUCGGGACAGUGGCCCCUUGGGUUGUCAUCUUCAAUCAAAAUUCCAAAUCGUUUGCUGCAGAAACUAAGAAGGGAUUUCUGCCAGUCACUGAUAAGAAAGAUGGAUAUGAAUUUCUUUAUCCAUUUGGGUGGCAGGAAGUAGUAAUUGAAGGUCAAGACAAGGUUUUUAAAGAUGUUAUUGAGCCAUUAGAAAAUGUAAGUGUGAAUGUGAUCCCAACAAGCAAGCUGGACAUUCGAGACAUUGGGCCACCCCAAGAGAUUGCAGAGACUUUGAUUAAAAGGGUCUUGGCCCCUCCUUCCCAAAAAACAAAGCUAAUCGAAGCAGUACAGCAUGAUGUCGAUGGGAAAGCUUAUUACACAUUUGAGUUCACCGCUCAGGCUCCAAACUACACCCGCCAUGCUCUCAGCACAGUCUCCAUAGGCAAUGGCAAGUUUUACACUUUAACCACAGGGGCCAAUGAGAGGAGGUGGGAGAAGAUGAAAGACAAAUUGCAUACUGUCGUUGAUUCCUUCAAAAUUUUCAAUGUUUGAUGUGGCCGCUCAAUUUUCCUGUAUAAGAUUAGAAGCAUCUACUUUUGAACUGCAAGCACCACUGUGCAUUUGCUCGAGUUGUCCACGAGCCAUUACCAGUCGGUAAUCAUUUCUUUCUGCCUUCUGGCUUUCUUUUAUGGAAUUUCCGGUAAAGACUGUGUCUCAUUCAAUUAACUUAUUAAAGAGCGAGUACCAUGAUGACA
Molecule: messenger RNA, 1028 nt
Organism: Juglans microcarpa x Juglans regia
Lineage: Eukaryota; Viridiplantae; Streptophyta; Magnoliopsida; Fagales; Juglandaceae
Product: psbP-like protein 1, chloroplastic
Exons: 8
Coding region: 106-825 (239 amino acids)
Biological process (GO): photosynthesis
Cellular component (GO): photosystem II; photosystem II oxygen evolving complex; extrinsic component of membrane
Molecular function (GO): calcium ion binding
Source: RefSeq, a predicted model, not a curated record